ACUUUUACAGUUGUACGGAUCGGAUUUAAAAAUAUUACUUGUACUAAAAACAAAAGAAGGUGGGUUGACCCGACCCGCUAAAUUAGUGCUCCAACUUUUUUCUGCUGAGCUAAGACCCAAAAUAUGCAGCAACAUAUAUAUUUUUUUCCAAUAAUAACUCCCCCAAAUUACUUGUAUGAUAUUCAUUUGACCUACAAAAAACGCACUUCUCCUUCUUCCUAUCUGAUCAUCAAUUCUCAGGUUUUUUCUGAGAUCUAUAGCAAGAUAGUUAUUAGCUUUACUAAUUCGGUUUGUAAUAUAAAUCGAGAAAAUAUCAAAAAUGGGAAGAGGAAAGAUCACGAUCGAAAGAAUCGAUAACUUGACAAGCAGGCAAGUAACUUUCACUAAGAGAAGGAAAGGGUUGUUCAAGAAGGCUAAGGAGCUUUCGAUCCUUUGCGACGCCGAGGUCGGAAUCAUUAUCUUCUCUAGCACCGGCAAGGUCUAUGAAAUUGCAAGUCAUUGCAUGCAGUCAUUGUUGGAGCGUUACUACAAAGCAAAUGAGGAGAAUCAAGUGCUCAAUCCUACUUCUGAGGCCCAGUUAUGGAAGGUUGAAGCGGAGGGUUUAAGGCAACAGCUAGAGGAGUUGAGGAAGAACAGCAGGCAAUUAUUGGGGGAAGAUCUUUCAGAACUAAGCAUUGAGCAUCUGGAAACCCUAGAGGCCCAGUUGGAGAUGGGCACUAAGGCCAUACGUUCAAGGAAGGAGGAGAUUUUCCAAAACAAGAUACAAGAACUUAACAAAACGGAGAUCCUCGUGCACCAGGAAAACAUGGAGUUGCACAAGAAGAUUAAUCUCAUGCGUCAAGAAAUGAUAGAAUUGCAGAAGAAGGUUGAGCUCAAUGACACCAAUUAUUCUAUCCAGGUUUCUGGAGGACAAGGAAGGGAUGAUCAGGAAGGAGGAAUCUCUAGCGGCGGGGCGGCAUCAGCAUACGACACCUAUGAUCCCAUUGAGCUCAAGCUAAGCUAACUGAAGAGACCAUGUAAAUGGUACAAGCUAAGCUAAGUUUUAAGCAGUGACAUGUGAUCAAGUUGUUUUAAAUUCUAUACGAACUAGCAUUUAAGAUUGUAUCCACUUUUAAGCCCAAUAUAAGCCCGAAGGGCUUUUUAAUUGGGUUUAGGGCCGUGAAGGGAUGUUAAGGUGCAUGCCUGAGCCUAUUGCUAGUAUGUUUUUAAGAGGACUAUUGUUAAGUUAUUGUUGUGUGACAUUAGUUGUGAUGUACUGAUGUUGUGUCCCAUUUUGUUAUUUUUCCUUUAGACGAUGGAAAAAUUUGAGGGUGAUACUGCCUCGAGUGAGAUUGAGAUUUAAUUUUAGCUGAAUUUUAAUAUUUUCA
Messenger RNA from Chenopodium quinoa (quinoa), 1367 nucleotides. Its product is annotated as MADS-box transcription factor 23-like. The record is from RefSeq and is a predicted model, not a curated record. Gene Ontology annotation, biological process: positive regulation of transcription by RNA polymerase II. Bases 320 to 1003 code for a protein of 227 amino acids. Gene Ontology annotation, molecular function: protein dimerization activity; RNA polymerase II cis-regulatory region sequence-specific DNA binding; DNA-binding transcription factor activity, RNA polymerase II-specific. The transcript has 8 exons. Gene Ontology annotation, cellular component: nucleus. NCBI's taxonomy places the organism in Eukaryota, Viridiplantae, Streptophyta, Magnoliopsida, Caryophyllales, Amaranthaceae.